This is a messenger RNA of Polistes canadensis, 4416 nucleotides long. RefSeq lists its product as uncharacterized. The coding region runs from base 438 to 4376 and encodes 1312 amino acids. Lineage: Eukaryota; Metazoa; Arthropoda; Insecta; Hymenoptera; Vespidae. The transcript is spliced from 2 exons. The record is from RefSeq and is a predicted model, not a curated record.
AUAGUGUUUAGAUAUUGAAAUAGAAUAUAAGAAGAAGUUUAAGGUAAAUUUUGAAGAGAAGACAAUUCAUAUAUUAAAUAUUAUAUACUCGCGUGAAUUUAUUAACGAAAAGUAAUUAACUGUUAUAAAAAUAAAUUGUUGCUAAGCGUGAAGAAAUAAGAAGAAAAAGUUAUAGUUUAAAUGUGUGUGUAAAAAUUGGACGAAUAUUAUUUACUUUUCUAUUUGUCUUUUUAUUAUUGCGACUAGAAACGCAAUUCUCAAGGUUGAAUCACGCGUGACGUAUAUUAUUAGUCAUCGUUCGCGAGAAAAGAACUAUUGUGAAACGUUAACAUUAUCGUCGUCUAAUAUAAAGUAAAGAAAAAAUAAAGAAACAAGCACAUACACACACACUACUAACAUACAUACACAGAAAAACGAAAAAAAAAAAAGAAUAUAAAAUGGUUGGCGUGUCAUCAUACCUCGAUGCGAUUCAAGAAAUCAAAGGAAUGACCCCGGAUAAAAAAUAUCAAACUAUAUUAGAACAUAUAAAAAAAUAUGUGAACAUUGAAAGAAAAAUAUUAAAUUCCAAAAUCUGGGACGAAACGGGACAACAUUUGCGACCAUUAUAUAAAUUGAUAAUCGCCAAUAUGACACGAAAUUACAAUAUGAUAAGUGAAUUGUUGAAAUCUGAGGACGAGUUUAUCACUUGCAAGGUACUCAAAUGCAGAUGGUAUUUUCAGGGUAAGAAUGAGAAGGUCAUUAAUCCGAAACAUUUUUUUCGAAAUAUCAUACCGUUCGUAACGUUGAAAACUAGACAGGAAAUAGUUAAAUCUUUGGGUCGUAAUUUGAAGAAUCGAAAAAUGGCUGAAAAAUUUUUCAUCGAGUUUGAAUUAAAUUAUGGUGUUAAUUAUUCGAUACCAUUGUUGUUCGCAUGCAACGACGAUUUCGUUAAAAAGAAAAUAUUGGAACAUAGGAUCAUUUUUUCCGUCAAUCAAGUCGACAGAUUGUAUUUACGUAAACCCAACGUCAUCAUUUAUUAUUUCAAUUUAAUCGAAUCGAGAAAUAACGUGCGAACUUCAGUCAUAUCCCAGGAUACAAUUCAAAAGUACGUGAAAUUUUUACCGAAAUUAAUUAAAAGGAAUCACAAUAUGUUCUACGACAUCGUAAAGUCAUGGUCGUUGGAAGUGCAAUAUCGUUCUUUGGAUAAAAAAUAUGUUAAGAAUAUCUUAAAAAAAAAUAACAACGGUGAAAGUAUAUUGGAAAAAAAUCCACGUAUAUGGAUAGAAUUUAUAGAUCGAAAAAUGAUAAGCGAAAUAAUGAUGAAUACUAUAUUUCCUAAAUUAUUACCCGAAUUUAUUAAUAAAUUUAAUACGGAUAAAAUGAUAAGAUAUUUAGAACAUUAUCCGAAAGAUAAAAUAUACAAAUUAAUAUCGGAAUCUUACGAAAGUGUUUAUAAUAAAAAAUUUAUCGAUAAUUUAGAUAACAUUACGUUUGAAUUUUUACCAUUUGUACCGAAAAAUAUACGAAACGAUGUAUUACAUUUAUUAAAAUUAGAUUUUACAGAAUGUGUUAAUAAUUACCAGCGUAAUUACGAUUCAUAUUUACCGACCAGCGCCAAUAUCGACAACAUCAAAGCUCAGAUAAAGAAAGCUGAUAAUCCCAAUGAUAGGGUACCAUUGAUAAUAAAAAUGGUUUACAAUUGUAAAGUAAACGACGACUGUGAUGCACUUUAUCAAUUUUUAGAAUACGUAUAUAGAAGACACAGAAACGAGAGGAGUGAAUUUUGGAUAUCAUUUUUCAGCGGUUUCUUAAAGAUAUACGAAUUGAAUGAAAUACGAUUGAAGGAAUGGUCAGGUAUCGAUUUGUUGAUUCAAAAUUUAUGCAGGAAUUGUAUGUUUCACAAGAUUCCAAAUUAUUCGCUUAUCUUGCAAGUAUCGAUUCUCGUUAAAUAUAAAGAUUUCUAUAUGUUUAAUUCGGCAAAAGAAUUUAUAAAUAUUUAUUUGCAUAUGGUACGGGAACAUUAUAUUAACCGUUGGUCAAAAUACGAUGGUAAUCCGCAAGACGAAGAUUUGUUUUUCACGAUAAUGUUAGAUUACGUUGAAAAGAAAUUUGUAAAGAACAAAUCAGAACAGGAUACGAGCUCGAGUGAAUAUAUACAAGAAACAUAUUCGGGUUCGGAAUCAAAUCGUGAACAUUAUUCCGAUGCGGAAUCAAAUCGUGAAAAUAAUUCAUAUUCCGAAUCAAAUCGUGAAUAUAAUUCAUAUUCCGAGUCAAAUAGUGAAAACUAUUCGGAUUUUAAAUCGAAUAGUGAAACUUAUUCGUAUUCGGAUACGUCGUUAAACACUAGUGAGAAAAAAUUAUGGGACGAUGAAGUUAGGAUUUUUUGCGUAACCGAUCUCGUAUUAACUAUGUACGAAUUGGAUAAAAAAUAUGGCAUUUAUACGAAUAAUAAGAAGAUAAAGAAGAAGAAGACGACAAUCAUAAGAAAUACAAUAUUAUCCGUGCCAUUUAGAAAAUGGAGAUCCAAAUGGCUUUGGUCACAAGUCGAAGAUUUGUUAACGAAUAAAGAUAAGAUACCGAAAAAAUCAAUGAAAUAUUUCAAUGAAUUAGAGAGUUCCGUAAAACAACGGGAUCCGGAAUUAUACGAAAAAUUAUUAGAUGUAACUUUACCCGAAGAAUUUAAUUUCAAGGUAAGCGCACCGUUUAAAAUGUUAAAGAAAGAUCCUAAACAGGUGUUGAACAAUAUACCAUAUUUCUUAGACACAGCUGUAAAAUCUAAUACAUAUCAUUCGAGAAGAAUAAGACGUUUUUUUAUUAUGUGCCGUUGGUACAAUAAAUUGCCAAUGAAAUUCGUCGAGGAAGCUAAAAGACGUUUAUCAUCCAAACACGUACCGUAUUAUCUUUAUCUGAUGGCAAUUAUCUUGGACGGUCAAAGUUUUCAAGAUGCUUAUAAGAAAUAUUUGUCGGAAAAUGGUAUUGAUAAUUUCAACGAAUUAAGUAAAAUGUAUCAUCUUGAAAAUAAAAAAUUAUAUUUAUUGGAAGGCCUGUUAAAGGGUAUACAAAUGUCAAACCCACCAUUACCUUUGGAAACUAUGGCAGAUUUUUACGAAUACGAUUUUUCAUAUGUAUUGAAUAUAUCGGAAAUUAUCCUUAACGUGUGCAGAAAAUCAUCUUUUAAGAAGGUAAAAGAAUAUUUGCGUACGAUGUCGCAUAAAAAAGUAAUCCUUAAGAAAAAUGUCAUCAGAAUAUACGGAUUUGCCGAAACUAUUGAGAAUUUUGCCGAAUAUUUAUUGUCCAGAUGGAAAAUUGAAAAUGAACAUCCGUCAGUACGUAUAAUAAUAUUUAAAACAUCUAAUAAAUUGUUCGCGAAUAAUCCGAAAAAAUUUACCUGGUCUACGUUCAAAUAUAUUUUGGAAAGUUACGAGUUUGAAGAUUGGGAAUAUUACAGACCGAAAUAUAUUCAAACCGAUGUAAUACCAAUCGAAUAUAUCAAUGAUAUGAUCAAAACAAUUAUAUUAAUGACAACGAAAAUAAUCGACAUAAGUUUGUGUAAAAAUACAAAUGUGUAUAGAAUAAAAAAUAAGGUAUUAGAUUUUUUAUUCAGUACAAUAUACGUUCGUUUAAGUUCCUAUUAUAUCGAGUUUGUCGACGAUAAAAUAAUAUUAAAUUUCAUCGAAAAAUAUUAUUUCCAAGAAGAAUUUAUAAACGACGAACGUAUUUUAUUAAUAGUCGUUUGUAAUUAUUUAUUCGCCGAUAGGAAACAAUGUUUGCCGAGAUAUAAAAAAUUCUGCAAAAUAAUGGAAAAUAGAUGCGAGGAUUGGUAUAAUUUAGAUUUAAAAGACGUAAGUGAAAAUCCUAUAAGAAAAGGAAUUAGUAGUUUUAUCAAAAAAAUUAAAACUACUUUGUUGAGUAAGAACAAAUGUGAUUGGAUUUGUCCGUCUAUUGCAACACAAAUAAUCAACGAAACAUUGAAAACAUUUUACAAGGUUCCUGUAUACACAAAUAUCUGGUUAUACAUAAUGUUACAAUUCACAAAAUAUUAUAUCGUAUCGCCCGAAGAUUUUGUUGAAAAUAUUUGUACUAUAUUUAUUAAAAGCUGUGCCAAUUACAAAUGUUCCUAUAUUAUAUUCGCAAGAGCUAUUGAACAAUUUUUAUUUGCCAUAGACUGUAAUGACACUGAAGAUGUCUAUUAUCGUUUCAUAAAUAAUCUUUUAAACAAUCGUACAUGUACUUUGUCCAAAUUAACGGCAGUUUUACUUUUACCAGUAUCACCUACAGAUGAUAAUAUGUAUCAUGAAGUAUUGGAUAAAUUUAAAGCACUCAAUGAUCCAGAAGUAUUUUGUUUGUUGUAUACCAAACUUAACAGAUCCUGUUUUCUGGAUGAUAGUAGUUACUAAUUGCAAUUUUAAUGAAUCGUCCUCAUCAUUUUUUCUUUGU